AUGGAACGUGAAAGAAAAGUAGUUCCAGAUUCUGCAACAAACAAUGCAGAGGACGCUUCGGCAAGAUCAUUCCCCUGCCUGUUCUGUUCGAGAAAGUUCCACAGCUCUCAAGCCUUGGGAGGCCACCAAAACGCCCACAAGAAAGAGAGAACUGCCGCCAGAAAGGCCAAGAGAGCCCACGACUUCGCCAUGAGCAGCUUCUCUCCCCCGGCGGCUCCACCACUGGUCUUCGCCCCUGGCCACCACCUCCUCAGCCCCUCCCUCUGCAUCACCGCCCACGCCGCCACCCUCGGCCAGAUUUCCGGCCACCACCAUCAACUCUCCGACGGGUUCGGGUCGACCGGGGAGGCCCGGUUCGACAACGUGGUUGUGUGCAGAGGAAACUAUCUGAAUAACUCUUAUGGCCAUGACGAUCCUCAGAACUUGGUGACGUGGCAAAGGAGUGCGAGGUACAGUGAGGCCACCGGAGGGAAUUCUCACUACACGUCGGCACUGGAGAGGAGCCAUGAGGUACUUGAGCGCGAUCACAGGGACAAGAGUCAGAAACUGGAUCUCUCUCUUCAUUUAUAA
Thlaspi arvense is the source of this 570-nucleotide messenger RNA. Lineage: Eukaryota; Viridiplantae; Streptophyta; Magnoliopsida; Brassicales; Brassicaceae. The record is from the annotation of a GenBank genome assembly.